AGCAUGACUUUUUUUUCCCUUUCAGGGUACCCAGCAAUGGAGAAGGCCCCCAGACAAUCUGCCACAGCCUCAACAUCGUCAAAAACAUUGCCUUCCUAUACCAGGAAUACCGGGACACGUCCAAGCAGCAGGAGAUCGAGCAGCGGCGGCAGCUUGAGAACCUUUCCCCCCGGGUCUCUGCAGGGACUGUGGUGGAAGGGUCCGGUAUGGUGUGUCCCCCAGUGUUACAGCUCCAGCUGAGGAGAAGUGCUCGCUCAAUGAGCCUGUGGCAGAACCUAGACGUGGUGCAGGCCAGCGGUCUGCUCACCCAGCUACUGCAGAAAGAAAUCAUAAUGCAAGAGGCCAUGUUUGAGCUUGUAACUUCAGAAGCAUCGUACUACAAGAGUUUGGAAGUUUUAGAGGCUCACUUCCUGCGUAACCCAGUUUUAAUCAACUCUCUCAGCCAAUCUGACAUGCAUUUCCUGUUCUCCAACAUCGAGGAAGUCAUGAAAGCCAGUGAAAGGUUCCUGAUGGAUCUUGAGCACCGAAUGGAGAAGUCAAUUUUGAUCUCUGAUGUGUGUGACAUUGUUUUCUUCCAUGCUGUGGAACACUUCAAUGUCUUCAUCAAAUACGUCAUCAACCAAGUGUACCAGGAGAAGAACUACAGGCGCCUUUUAGAGGGAAACCAGGCGUUCCGUGAUGCCAUGGCUGCUCUGGAGAACCACCCCUGUGUCAGGGGCCUGUCCUUCACCUCCUUCCUAAUCCUUCCCUUCCAGAGGAUCACACGGCUCAAGAUGCUUGUUCAGAAUAUCCUGAAAAAAGCAGAGGAGAACUCAGAGAGGGAGGCAAAUGCUAUAAAAGCACAUCAGCAACUGGAGCAGAUCGUGAAAGAGUGUAAUGAAGGGGUGAGAAAAAUGAGUCGCACUGAGGAGCUUAUCAGCAUUGAGAAAACACUGGAGUUCAAAUCCAAGUCUGUGCCCAUCAUUUCCCACUCACGCUGGUUGCUAAAGAAAGGUGAAGUGCAGCUCAUGGCUGGACCUAAGAGCACUCGGACCAUGCGGAGUCGUAAGCUCUAUCAACCAGUAUACUUGUUCCUUUUUAACAAUCUGCUACUGGUCACCAAGCCAAGCUCCAG
Molecule: messenger RNA, 1114 nt
Organism: Notothenia coriiceps (black rockcod)
Lineage: Eukaryota; Metazoa; Chordata; Actinopteri; Perciformes; Nototheniidae
Gene: ngef
Product: neuronal guanine nucleotide exchange factor
Exons: 8
Biological process (GO): activation of GTPase activity
Molecular function (GO): guanyl-nucleotide exchange factor activity
Source: RefSeq, a predicted model, not a curated record